AUGCGUAGGUGUUAUUCAUUAAUGAUAAUUAAAAAUAUAAAUAUAAUGUAUAUUGUUACAUUUGAUAAAGAAGAUACUUUCAGUAUCAUUAUUUAUACUACUAACAAUUAUAUACUACUGACUCAUUACAUCAUUAUGUUCACCGAUAUAAAAUUAUUAUUAUUCUAUUUAAUAUUUCUAUUAUGUAAACCUAAUAUUAAAUGUUAUUAUACGAAUUUCAAAACAAUUGAUUGGUCUAAUCCAUUAACUUUAUCAGAAGCUAUACUAGCUGGACAAGCAGCUAUUGAAGAAUUGGAUUCAAAUUCACCAUUAUCAUCAUCAUCAUCAUCAUCAUCAUCAUUAUCAACAUUAUCAAGAAGAAAAUUUAUUCCAUCAAAUAUUGACUAUUAUCCAACAUGGUCUGAAUCAUAUUUAUAUUUAAAACCACAAAGAAAUAUUGAUGAAGAAUUAAGACAAUUAAAAGCGGAACCUCCAAGAGGAUUACCUAAUGUUAUGAGAUAUGGUUAAUUAGAAUAAAUAGAAGAUUAUGUAAACAAUGAAAUUUUUCGAAAAAAAAACAAAACGAGAAAAAUACAACUAUAAUAAUCAUAUAAUUAUUAGUAGUAUAACAAUAGAUCAACAUGUUUCUGUUGUGUAAACGUUUCAAUCAUAUUAUGAUCAUUAUUGUUGCAAGGUAAAGAAGAUAGAUGAAAUUUAAUAUUUACAAAGAUUAGUUACCAAAUACCUAUAUAAUGUGUUAUAUACAUAUAUAUAUAUAUUAUUGAAAAAAGGUGACUAACUAUCAUCACUACUACUAAUAAUAUAUAUUUACUACAAGAAUAAUUCUUAUUAACUAUUCGUAAAUAUUAAAAUGUUAGAUUAUUUUUAAAA
Molecule: messenger RNA, 870 nt
Organism: Schistosoma haematobium
Lineage: Eukaryota; Metazoa; Platyhelminthes; Trematoda; Strigeidida; Schistosomatidae
Exons: 1
Coding region: 1-507 (168 amino acids)
Source: RefSeq, a predicted model, not a curated record